AUGGCCAUUUCACAGGGGAAUGUUUCCCGAAUCCUCGUCUUUGGAUCUAUGUGGAUUAUCCUAGCUAGCUUAUGGGUAAUAUACUGGCCAAGUCAGGUUUCCUUCCGCCCUGUGGUAAGGUAUUUUCCGAAGCCGUUUGGGGAUGUAGCGGACCCGUUUGUACCGCCCCCGGGCGUCGCAGCAACUAGGGACCCAAUCUUUCCAACUACUAGACGGUUUCGGGGUCCGAUUGCACGUCCGAAGAACAAGAUUAGUGGGGUUAUCCAAAGACCUCACGGCUUUCCUGAAGACUAUGGUCAGGAUAAACCUGGCAACGCAGGUGCUGGGAGUAAUAUCCUUCCGGCAAUAGCUAAAGCUGCCGGUAGAAUAAAAGAAAAGAUAUCUUUUGGGGAAUCUAUAUCCGAAGAUGAAAAAAGAAGGCCAUGGAGAUAUCCAGUUAAGGUGGAUAGAACCCAACUAGGAACAGAGAAAGCCACAUUGUUGAUGCUUGCGAGAAAUAAUGAUCUUUAUGCUGUCAGGGAGUCAAUGAGGCGGCUUGAAGACCGGUUCAAUCAUAAGUUUCGUUACCCAUGGACGUUCAUGAACGACGAACCUUUUACAGAGGAGUUUAUUGCAAUUACUACGGGUAUCGCAAGCGGAAAAACCGAGUAUGUUAGAGUACCGAAGGAGCACUGGGGAUUUCCGAGUUGGGUAAAUCAGACCCAUGCAAAACUCCAGAUGAAGAAAAUGGCGGAUGAACAUAUUAUUUACGGCGGCUCGCUAUCAUAUAGACACAUGUGUCGAUUCUUUUCAGGUUUUUUCUUCCGACAACCGGUUAUGCAACAAUACGAAUGGUACUGGCGUGUCGAACCUGGAGUCAACUUCUAUUGCGACCAACAUUACGAUCCUUUCAGGUGGCUUCGCGAAAAUGGAAAGUCGUACGGCUUCACAGUCACCCUUCACGACUUCCGUGAAACGAUAGCUAGCCUCUGGGAAACCACUGAAAGGUUCUUUUACGAGAAUCCUGAAUAUGUGAACCCUAACAACAUGCGUGGUUUUGUUAUCGAAAACACCACACGGAAUGGAGAACCAUACGUCGACUACAAUACAUGCCACUUUUGGACGAAUUUCGAAAUUGGAAAAGUUAGUCUAUGGACAAGUGAGAAAUACUUGAGGUAUUUUGAUUACUUGGAUAAGACUGGGAAUUUCUUUUAUGAAAGAUGGGGGGAUGCGCCGGUGCAUUCGGUUGCUUUGACACAUAUGUGGGAUAAGAAGGAAAUUCAUUUCUUCAACGAUAUUGGUUAUGAACAUAGUCCUUUUAGGAGAUGUCCACAAGCACAUGAGCAUGGAAAUGCAGGGCGAUGCUUGUGUCCGCUUGAUAUGUCCCUUGUGGAUAACAAUGGGUUCUCCUGCUUUGAACAAUGGAAAAAAACAUUUGGGGACAACUAUGAGGUUGAUUUGACUUGGUGA
Orbilia oligospora ATCC 24927 is the source of this 1449-nucleotide messenger RNA. RefSeq lists its product as uncharacterized. Gene Ontology annotation, cellular component: membrane; Golgi apparatus. The record is from RefSeq and is a predicted model, not a curated record. The coding region runs from base 1 to 1449 and encodes 482 amino acids. Lineage: Eukaryota; Fungi; Ascomycota; Orbiliomycetes; Orbiliales; Orbiliaceae. The transcript has 6 exons. Gene Ontology annotation, biological process: protein N-linked glycosylation; cell wall mannoprotein biosynthetic process. Gene Ontology annotation, molecular function: alpha-1,2-mannosyltransferase activity.